AUUCAUCGCAAGUGUACUACCGAUGAAGUAAAUAAAGGUAAACAAAGCUACUAGGACAAGAUUGUUGUUUUAUCAGUUUGGGAAAUGUGGUAUGCCGUUAUCACCCGAUUCCUCCGACGAAGAGUAGUUUUGGCGAUUAUUUUCUGUCUAUCCCUGACGUACUGUAUGGUACGAUUAAUUGGAAACAACGUCUCACUAAAUCUGGACGGCGACCUAUUUCAAAGUGGUUUGACUAGGGAAAAACCAAUCGAAUGGACAAAUUCGGUUGCGCAAGAUCGCAAUCGUUCGAACGAUCUUUCGAUAACAUGUAGAAAUUCUGUUCAAGGAAAGGCACUUAUUGUGGACGAUCGCGGGUUCGUCUGCACGAGGUCCGAACUGCUGUGGACAGGAUGCUGUAAUCUAGAAGUGGAAAGCACUAAGCUUUUCCACUGUGAUACAUGCCAAGAUAGCAACUGUUGUGAGAUUUACGAACAUUGUGUGUCUUGUUGUAUGCAUCCGGAGAAGAAAAUUCUAUUGGAAAAGGUUCUUGCCAAAGCCAGUGGUCGACAAAUUGCCGUUUACGCAACGGUGAACGAUCAGUAUGAACUAUGCCUAACCAAAUGUCGGACAAAUUCACAUUCUGUUCAAAACGAGAACAAAUAUCGUGAUCCUAAAUUGAAAUAUUGUUUCGGCGAAACUGAAGAAAAGCUUGCCGUACAGAACAAUAAAGACGUUGCGAAUAGUGCGGUAGAUAGAAGUGAUAACAGUAAUGUGUUAGUUAAUGUUGAUUAGCGACUCAAAAGUUUAGCGUGUAUUUGUUCGUUGUGAUAAGAAAAUCUAUGGAUAUAUAAA
Messenger RNA from Toxorhynchites rutilus septentrionalis, 831 nucleotides. Its product is annotated as SREBP regulating gene protein. The transcript is spliced from 3 exons. Bases 85 to 771 code for a protein of 228 amino acids. Gene Ontology annotation, biological process: positive regulation of SREBP signaling pathway. NCBI's taxonomy places the organism in Eukaryota, Metazoa, Arthropoda, Insecta, Diptera, Culicidae. The record is from RefSeq and is a predicted model, not a curated record.